AUGUUGAGGGCAGAAGGUGUGGGGACAGAUCCAGAUGUUGCGUCGCGCGUGCAGAUGCGUACACAUGCGGUUUGCGCUCUGCACCAAGCCGCUCUUCUUUGUGCGAAGAAGCAAGACCACUGGCCACUGGAUCCAUGGAUGUGGAAUCGUUUCUGGACUACGGUCAAGGGCAGCACAGGUACUUUGAAUGUGCGCUGGAUGUGGAAGAGGUACAUGUUCAACAGCUGUCACCACGUUGAGAGUGACCUUCUUGCCCCCACCGGUGCGGAACCAGUAGCUUGCCUGGUUGAAACAAGAACAUCGGAAGCUGCGUUGGAUUGUGCGCCGACAUUGGAACAUUGCCUUCCCUCCGUGUUUCAUGGGCUCAUCCCAAGCGUGCCAUGA
This is a messenger RNA of Durusdinium trenchii, 384 nucleotides long. NCBI's taxonomy places the organism in Eukaryota, Dinophyceae, Suessiales, Symbiodiniaceae. The record is from the annotation of a GenBank genome assembly.